ACGGUUGGUUUGUUUACAUUGACCGGCUGAGAGAGAGAGAGAGAGAGAGAGAAAGCUUGUGUGUGUUGACUUCCAUGACUAGAAGUAGUGUCUUAACGCGGUGUGUGGUGCCGCGGGCGAGGCAGACACUGUGCUUCUUGUGGCACCAUCGCGCGGCAUCUUCGGCGGUGGCAGCGGCAGGGGCGGCAGCAGAGACUCGCACCAUGGGCCCGGCGCCUGGUGACCCCCCCGCCGCCACGCCAGCCAUGCCCUCCACCCCCUCACCAGGCACGCCCUCACAGAUCCUGCCAAGAAGCUUCCAGUGGCUCUAUCAGCACUGCCCGGCCUUCCCCAUCAGUGGCUCCAAGGUUCGAGUAAUUGUAGACCCAAGGGAGUUUUACCAAGAGCUGCUGGACAAGGCUGGAGGAGCAAGGAAGAGGAUCAGUAUAUCAUCUCUUUACCUCGGCACUGGCAAGCUGGAGGAGAGAUUGGUGUCAGUGGUUGGGCAGCGGGUGGCGGCAGUGGAUGGCUUGCAGGUUCACUGGCUGCUGGACCACACUAGAGGCUCUCGUGGCCAACACAGCUCCCGGUCCAUGCUGCAUCCCCUCCUAGCCCAGUACCCUCACUCCUGCUCAGUGUCACUGUACCACACUCCAAACCUGCGAGGGUUGCUGCGUCGCCUCAUCCCACAGCGCUGGAAUGAGACAAUUGGCCUGCAGCACAUGAAGCUCUAUGUGUUUGAUGACUCUCUCCUCAUUUCAGGGGCCAACCUCAGCAAUGACUACUUCACCAACCGCCAGGACCGCUACAUGGUGUUUGAGGAGUGUCCAGCGCUGGCUGCCUUCUACCACAACCUCAUUGCAACAGUGAGUCGCUUCUGUCCCCAGCUGGCCACCGAUGACUCCACCUCAAUGCCGGCUGGUACCUCUGUCCAUCCCUACCUGGGUGACUUGGAGGAGUACUGCGGUGCCAUGAGGGAGGCAGUGCAGGAGCUGUGGAGGGCAGAAUGUGACAGAACACCAGAGAGACUGAGACACAUAGGGAACACAAGCAACCCCUCCUUCUCCAGCACCUCCCUGGACACCCUGGUCUUUCCUACACUACAGAUGGGUCCCUUCGGCAUCACCAACGACGGCUAUGUGACCAAGCGGUUCUUGAGCAGUGCCGAGGAGGGCUCCCGUAUCCACCUGGCCUCGGGGUAUUUCAACCUGACUGAGGAGUACAUGAAGUGUGUCCUGGGCCAGUCAAGGGCUUCCUACAGCAUCCUUAUGGCCCACCCCGAGGCCAACGGAUUCCUGGGUGCUGGGGGGUUCGCGGGGGCCAUCCCAGCCGCCUACACCCAGCUGGCUAAACUGUUCUUUGGGCGGGUGAAGGAUGGAGAGCAGGAGCACCGGAUAAGCCUGCAUGAGUACCGGAGGAAGGGCUGGACCUUCCACGCCAAGGGUCUGUGGUACUCCAGGCCGGGACAGACCUGGCCAGUACUCACCAUGGUGGGCUCCCCAAACUUUGGCUGGCGAUCAGUACAACGGGACUUGGAAACACAGGUGGUGGUGGUGACGCAGAAUACAGCACUGAGAGAGGCAUUGCACAAGGAACACAGCCGCCUUUAUGACUGUGGCACAGAGGUCACAGACAGCACAUUCACCUCCCCAGGGCGUUCUGUUCCCCUGUGGGUGCGCUGUGUUAUGCCAAUCAUCAAGGUGUUCUUCUGAUGGUGCUGGAAAAAAGGAGUUGUCGCCAAGUGCUGUAAAAAGAGGGGUAGGUUUUAUUUAUUUGUGUGUUUAUGGAACAGGAACAGUGCUCGUGGGAUAAACAAGAAUGAGUGGUACCUCACCAGGGGUGUUGUUGUUUAAGUCCUUCUUAGUGUGUUCAUUGCUCAAGUGCUGCAAAAAUGUCAAUAUGUUGAUCUGUUUUGUGUGCAUGGAUGUUUAGUAUGGUGAAGUAUGAGCAAGACUCCAAGAUAUUUAAGAGAGGAUGAGAAAGGAUUUAGGGUGGGGAUGAGGCAGAUUUUAAGAUGUUUAGGGAAAAGAGUAAAGGUUAUGUAUAUUACUUAGAGAAAAGACCAAGUGAAGUUAUUAUUUAAUGGAAAGAUUGAAAAUAUUUGAGGAUUGCAAAAAAGCUUGAGAUUUUAAAGUUGCAAGAUGUAUCGUUACACAGAAUACGAAAAAAAGUUUAGUUGUUAUAUUUAUAUGUAUGUAUGGCUGAAGGAAAAUCAUGUUAAUGUUACAAAUAUUUUUCUUUGGCAGCUGACUAAAAAUCUAUUUAAAAUUAUUAGUCUUGUUAGUCUGUUAAUAAGUGCAGAGAUUUAUAGUGAGAAGUGACAGGUCUGUUAGUAAGUCCAAAGUAUUAUAGAGUGACUGAGUACUAGGAAAAAUAGUGAAAAUAUUGAUAAAUAAAAGUGUACAAACAGU
This is a messenger RNA of Portunus trituberculatus (swimming crab), 2390 nucleotides long. RefSeq names its product CDP-diacylglycerol--glycerol-3-phosphate 3-phosphatidyltransferase, mitochondrial-like (gene PGS1). The transcript is spliced from 9 exons. Bases 75 to 1691 code for a protein of 538 amino acids. The record is from RefSeq and is a predicted model, not a curated record. NCBI's taxonomy places the organism in Eukaryota, Metazoa, Arthropoda, Malacostraca, Decapoda, Portunidae. Gene Ontology annotation, biological process: cardiolipin biosynthetic process. Gene Ontology annotation, molecular function: CDP-diacylglycerol-glycerol-3-phosphate 3-phosphatidyltransferase activity. Gene Ontology annotation, cellular component: mitochondrion.